AUGCUCCUUCCCCUCGUGCCGCCGGGAUACCGCCCCAGCCACGCUGCAAGUGCAGAGGGAGCGGGGCAUCCUUGGCUGGUGCCCGGGCAGCGCACCCUGCGCGCCCCGCACGGGGCAGUGCCAGCCACGAAGGGACAGCGCCGGGAAAGUUUAUUGUUGGCCAAACCACAGCGCGGAGCUCCGGCGCAGCGGGCAGGCGCCCCCGCCGAGGAGGAACCGGCCCGUCCGCCACCCGCGGGACACCGGGAGCGGCCCCGGCCGGAUCCCCCCGCACUCGGGAACGCCCGCGCCCGGCGGAGCGAGAUGCGGCCGGUCCCCCACCGCCCCCUCCGGCGCCCCAACCGGGGCGAGAGCUGCCGGCCCGCCCCCAGCCCAGGGGCAGCGGCCGCCCGGCUCGUCCCGGUGCAAGGGGCGGGGGGGAUGCCGGGGGGGCGGGAGCGAGGGGAGGGCGGAGGGGCCGGGCGGGCCCCCCGGCCGAGCUUGGGGCGGGGGCGGGAGCGACGGGGCGGGGCGGGACGUACCAACAGCCCCUCGGGGGAGGACGCCGUGGCACCCCCUCCCACCCGCCACCCGCGAUACCCACGGGUAUUCCCCCCGUGCGCGGGGCGCGUCUGCGAGUCCCACGCAGCGGGGCGGGGAAGGCCGGGGGCGAGGCCACUCGCCCCGGGGCAGGGGGAGGUGGCGGGGGUCGCGGUGGAGGCGCACGGCACACGCCUCCCACCCUCCCUCGGCACCCCCUCCCUGCGGCGGGUGGUGCGGCCCGCUCUGAGGAGGGCGGGAGCGGCGCGCCCCGCCCCGCACAGUGACACACGCUCCGUGUGGGGAGGCGCCGCCGGCGCGGGCAGCGGGACCGGGCGGGACCGGCCGGGCGGUGAAGCGGCGGCGGCGACUGCGACUGCGAGCCGAGCCCGGAGCAUGGCAGGGGCCGGAGCCGCUGCGGAGGCUGCCGCUGGUUUUUCCCCUUCGUCGGCUCCUGCCGCCCGCCGGGAACUUUUCCUAGCGGCUGGUGGCGGUGCCUCCCCCCGGUGGCGGCAGCGGCGGCGGCGGCUGCGCUCGGCGGUGCCUCCCGGGCCGGGGCUGGGGCUGCUGGGGUUGGUUUUCUCUCGCUUCUGCUGCAGUGCUAGUGCUGUCCCUGGAGUGCAGUGGCAUGUACAAAAUUUGGAGUCAUUGAAAUGGCAAUCUUCUGCUGAAGGUGCCUUAGCUGGACCAGUUGUUGAUCCACAUGUGACAGCAGUUUGGGGGAAGAAGGUUGCACUGAAAUGCAUAAUUGAUGUAAAUGAAACAAUAACACAAGUUUCUUGGGAGAAGAUAUAUGGUAAAAGUUCACAGACUAUUGCUGUUCAUCAUCCUGAAUAUGGAAUAUCUGUUCAAGGAGAAUACCAAGGAAGAGUGGCAUUUAAAAACUACUCGCUUACUGAUGCAACAAUCAUUUUAAAAAAUGUAAGCUUUUCCGAUGAGGGAGAAUAUAUUUGCAAAGCAGUUACAUUCCCACUUGGAAAUACACAGUCAUCAACAACUGUAACAGUACUAGUUGAACCCGUUGUGAGCUUAACGAAAGGACCAAACCCUCUAAUAGAUGGUGCAAACUGGACAGUAGCAGCCACUUGUACAGCAGCCACUGGAAAACCUGCUGCACAGAUUGACUGGGAAGGAAACCUUGGUGAAAAGCAAUCCAACUUUACCCCGUUUGAAAAUGAAACAGUGACAGUUGUAAGCCAGUACAUGAUUAUCCCCACGCGGUUUGCAAGAGGAAGACACAUAACUUGUGUUGUGAGGCACCCUGCUUUGGAAAAGGAGAUCCGAUACCCCUAUGUGUUGGACAUACAGUAUGCCCCAGAAGUUUCAGUAACUGGCUAUGAUGGAAACUGGUUCAUUGGAAGAGGGAACGUUCAGCUCAAAUGUAAUGCUGAUGCAAAUCCAUUACCUAUGGAAUUUAUGUGGAGCAGGUUGGAUGGACAGUGGCCUGAAGGAUUGCUGUCUGUCAACAAUACUUUGCAGUUCAGCAGUCCAUUGACUUACAACUACACUGGGACUUACAUCUGUAAGGUGACUAAUUCGCUUGGUGAGAGGAGUGAUCAAAAGACCAUCUACAUAUUAGAUCCUCCUACUACUACCACUCGACUGCCCACGGUUCCCUGGCAUCCUUCGACUGAUGGCAUCACAGGUUUAGCAACACAGCCUAGAAUAAUAGAUUUCCCAACAUCAACCUUGCCAACAAUGCAGGACGACUCUUGGGGUACCAUCAUCGGUUCUGUGGUGGGUGGGCUUCUUUUGCUCUCACUUUUCAGUAUUCUGGGUGGAGUUCUCUGCUAUAGGAGAAGAAAGACGUUCCGUGGUGACUACUUUGCUAAGAGCUACAUUCCACCGUCAGAUAUGCAGAAAGAGUCUCAAAUAGAUGUUCUUCAGUCAGAUGAUGUGGAUUCUUACCCUGACAGUAUAAAAAAAGAAAUAAAGCAUCCAAUGAACGUAAUAUCUAAAGAUUAUUUAGGAGACCCUGAAAAACCUGAGUUGAACAAUAUAGACAAUACUAACAGGUACCAGGAACGUUAUGAAAGACGAAUGGAUUACUAUGAAGGUGGAACAUAUGGAUUGAAUUUUAUGGGUGGUGACUUAUAUGACGAUGAGGACUUUGUUUCUCACUUAGAUGGCGCGGUAAUAUCUCGGAGGGAGUGGUAUGUGUAGUAACCACUGAAAACUAAACGUGUAUCUACAGUUCAUUUCAUUGGCUGGUCACUUUCAGAUUGUUUAUACUUACACAAGAGAGGAGGAAUAAACUUUUUGAAACUGA
This is a messenger RNA of Empidonax traillii (willow flycatcher), 2788 nucleotides long. It is a transcript of the gene NECTIN3, whose product is annotated as nectin cell adhesion molecule 3. Gene Ontology annotation, biological process: homophilic cell-cell adhesion; heterophilic cell-cell adhesion. Gene Ontology annotation, cellular component: apical junction complex; adherens junction. NCBI's taxonomy places the organism in Eukaryota, Metazoa, Chordata, Aves, Passeriformes, Tyrannidae. The transcript has 7 exons. The coding region runs from base 1 to 2682 and encodes 893 amino acids. The record is from RefSeq and is a predicted model, not a curated record.